CUUGGGUCACUUGGAAGGUCACUCUGACCGGUUUGGGGGAAGAACGUCUGUUUGAGACAACGGUUGGGAAGGAGUGAUUAGGACAAACAGAAAGAAUGUGCUUGUUUUAUGUAGCUUUCCAGGGGAGGUACUAUCUAAGACGUCUUACAACAAGGCAGUAGGGGGUCUAGUGUACCGAGUAAUAAGAAGCAACGGUAUCGAAUAAUAGGAAGUCACACACUCUCUCUUCCUUACUUCUUAAGUCCUGCCGAGUAUCACAAGUCGCAGGAGUAGAACAACGCCCGUUGAGUUCCUGGAAGUCUCCAAGUCCCGACUGCCUAAUCACAUACACUUUCAUUACAUCCCCGCUAGACGAUAGGAAACUACGACAAUGGCCGCCUCACCCAGGUGGAAGGUAGCCAUCGGAGCCGACGAUGCCGGUGUUGGCUACAAGAGCAAGAUCAAGGAGGAUUUCGAAAAGGACCCCCGCGUCGAGUCUAUCGUAGACGUUGGCAGUCUCUCAGCAGAUGACAAGACAGCAUACCCGCACCGAGCAGCGGCCGCAGCACAGCUCGUAGCUGAUGGCAAGGUUGACAGGGCCCUGCUCAUCUGCGGUACAGGCCUAGGAGUUGCCAUCUCGGCGAACAAGAUCAAGGGCGUCCGCGCCGUCACAGCCCACGACAGCUUCUCUGUAGAGCGAGCCGUACUAAGCAACAAUGCCCAAGUCCUUUGUAUGGGUGAGAGGGUCAUCGGCUUGGAGCUCGCGCGCAGACUAGCUAAGGAGUGGCUGGGUUACGUAUUUGACGAGAAGAGCGCGAGCGCCGCCAAGGUAGAUGUUAUCAGCGACCUCGAGAAAUCGCUGUAAACUAGAACGCGCUAUUCAUCUAGGGGACAUAUGUCAUGCGGGAUUUUCUAUUAUCUACUACUUGCUGUAAAGGGGGGAUAGAGUAGUCCAGCCUAAUAUUUAUAAGUCAACUAAGUGUGCACUGGUUAUAUCAAACGCAGACUCGGGUAAAUACCUAUGUAAGAUAGUCUAGUCUGAUGGGACUGUGACUUACUGGUCCGGAUACCCGAAAGCUUAAAGAGAUAAAUAUAAACGGAACGCUAGCGGUAGACUGCAUCUACCCGAGCCGAGACGUAGGUAGUCGAACAAA
This is a messenger RNA of Daldinia vernicosa, 1133 nucleotides long. RefSeq names its product ribose-5-phosphate isomerase B. The transcript is spliced from 2 exons. The record is from RefSeq and is a predicted model, not a curated record. Lineage: Eukaryota; Fungi; Ascomycota; Sordariomycetes; Xylariales; Hypoxylaceae. Gene Ontology annotation, cellular component: intracellular anatomical structure. Gene Ontology annotation, molecular function: isomerase activity. Bases 371 to 844 code for a protein of 157 amino acids. Gene Ontology annotation, biological process: carbohydrate metabolic process.